UUUAAAGAUUUUGUAUAGUACAAAAGGAUGUAAACCCCCAAAUUCACCGUUACAUGUCGUCCAGUUGUAAAACCGAUUGUCAAUACCUGUUCACUCUCUCUGUAUCGCCCUUUUCCAGCUCUCCCAAUGCCAUAGACGCCCACCACCGACAGCCCAGCAGCACCACCACCACAUCAGCACACUGGCAUCCGAAAUAACUGACACGCAUCCGUAUACGUAAUCUGUGAGCUUAAGAACGAGGAGGGAAAGCUUUCUGGAGCAGCAACCGGCGGCAGCUGGUCGGUGGAGGGUUCGCUCCGGUGUCUUUCGUUCCCGUUCAGCUCGAUUCAGUCGUCGAUUCACUGCCAAAGUGGUACCAGUUCCGUGUCCGUGAGUAGCGAGCAUCGUUUGCGUGUGCAGAGCAGAUUCACCGACGGCCCGACCAUGAGCCCCCUUCCCCGAGUCAACAUCGACGAGCCCAAGUAUGACCAGAACACAUAUAUUGGUCGGGCCAAGCACUUCUUCCUGGUCACCAAUCCGCUCAACGUGCUGGCAUCCAGCGCGAAGCUGGAGGAAGCCCGCCAGAUCGUGCUGAAGUACCGUGCCGGCAAGGAUGUGCCCGAGUGCCAGACAAUUGACGAUGUGUGGCGCGCCAAGUACCUGUACGACUCUGCCUUCCACCCGGAGACGGGCGAGAAGCAGAUAGUGUUCGGACGUAUGUCCGCCCAGAUGCCCAUGAACACGGUCAUCACUGGCGGCAUGAUGGCCUUCUACAAGAGCACCGGAGCUGUUGUCUUCUGGCAGUGGUUUAAUCAAACCUACAAUGCCGUUGUCAACUACACAAACCGUUCGGGCACGACACCGAUCAGCCAGCAGCAACUGGUGACUUCUUACUGCCUGGCCACCGGCGGAGCCCUGGCCACGGCGCUGUCGCUUAACAAGGCGGUGAGGAACAUGAAUCCGCUCCUGGGCCGCCUGGUGCCUCUCGUCGCCGUUGCGGCCGCCAAUUGCAUCAAUAUUCCCUGCAUGCGCAUGCAGGAACUGCGGAACGGAGUGGUGCUGUUGGACGAGAAUAACACCGAGAUGGGGGUGUCUAAGAAGGCGGCUGCUGUGGGUAUCUCGGCCGUCAUUCUAAGUCGGAUCGCCAUGGCCAUUCCCGGAAUGACCCUGACGCCGAUCCUGAUGAAUAACCUCGAGAAGCGGGGCUUCCUGGCCAGGUUCCCUCGCUCCAACGCCCCCAUCCAGACGCUCUUCUGCGGAUUCGUGCUGAUUUUCGCCACGCCGCUCGGCUGCGCCUUCUUCAAGCAGCGGGCGGGCAUCAAGGUGGACAACUUGGAGACCGAGGUUCGCGACAGCAUCAAGCAGAAGCGUCCCGAACUGGACACCGUGUGGUUCAACAAGGGCCUGUGAGUCCAGUGUGCAAUCCUCGAGCUUACAAAGACAAUAUCGUUUGGCCUGGCCUAUUUAUUUACUCACCACGCAUUUAUUAGCAUUUUGUCAGUUGAGUUUCGUUUGAAAUACUCAUGGGAAUACUUCUUGUCGCCCACGCACGAGUGUAAAAAAGAGAAGAAACCCAAAAUAAAUAUAUUUCUGUUAAAUUGAA
Drosophila kikkawai is the source of this 1582-nucleotide messenger RNA. It is a transcript of the gene Sfxn1-3, whose product is annotated as Sideroflexin-1-3. Gene Ontology annotation, cellular component: mitochondrial inner membrane. Gene Ontology annotation, biological process: serine import into mitochondrion; monoatomic ion transport. Gene Ontology annotation, molecular function: monoatomic ion transmembrane transporter activity. The record is from RefSeq and is a predicted model, not a curated record. NCBI's taxonomy places the organism in Eukaryota, Metazoa, Arthropoda, Insecta, Diptera, Drosophilidae.